This is a messenger RNA of Tachysurus vachellii, 2300 nucleotides long. It is a transcript of the gene tpo, whose product is annotated as thyroid peroxidase. The coding region runs from base 1 to 2238 and encodes 745 amino acids. Gene Ontology annotation, cellular component: membrane. Lineage: Eukaryota; Metazoa; Chordata; Actinopteri; Siluriformes; Bagridae. Gene Ontology annotation, biological process: thyroid hormone generation; response to oxidative stress. Gene Ontology annotation, molecular function: heme binding; iodide peroxidase activity. The transcript has 12 exons. The record is from RefSeq and is a predicted model, not a curated record.
AUGCUUCAAUAUGCCGUUGAAAAUUUGAAAAAGCACUUUGAGGCUUCUACCUACGUAAGCUGUGCACUUGAAGAGCAGCAGAAAAGAAUGGAAAAUCAAGUGGCUUUUGUGUGGAGUCAGCAGGAAAAACUAAACAAUUCUGAAACUCUGCUGUUAUCCUCAAUACAAGAGAGUCUUCAGAUGGUCAACAGAGCAUUACAUGAGACAGAAAAGAGGAAUCACUCUCAGCCAUCCUACACGCAGAUGUUUGCAUUGUCCAGAGAAGCAGCAGCAGCAGGAAGUAAUGAAAUAAAUGCAGCAGAAGUCUUUCAAACCACUCUGCAACUUUUAAAGAAAAAGGAAAGUAGGAGGCAGAAAAGAUCAGUCUCGGCUUCAGAGUUCCUUUCCCUGGAGGAAGUAAAGCUGAUAGCAAACCUGUCUGGGUGUCCUUCACCCCUACAGCCAGCCAGCUGUCCCAUAGGAGGAGAUUCUGAGAAAUACCGCACCAUCUCUGGAGUGUGCAAUAACAGAAAUAAACCUCUUUGGGGAGCAGCCAGCACGGUCUUGGCCAGAUGGCUCCCAGCAGAGUAUGAAGAUGGAGAAAGCCAACCAAAAGGCUGGAACAUUGGGCACCAGUACAGAGGCUUCCAUCUUCCCCCUGUUCGGGAAGUCAGCAACAAAAUUAUGCAAAUCUCCAGCGAGUGCUGCUUAGAAGAUGAGGCGUAUUCCCAGAUGCUGGUGGACUGGGGUCAGUAUAUAGACCAUGACAUCUCCUUCACUCCUCAAAGCACAAGCAAAGCUGCAUUUUUGGAGGGAGUCAACUGCCUACACAUGUGUGGAAAUUCCAAUCCUUGCUUUCCAAUUCAGAUUCCUCUGCAUGAUAAACUAUUUGGAAGUAAGAGCUGUCUCCCAUUUUUUCGCUCCGCACCAGCCUGCCUAAAUGGCCUGACACACACUCUACACCCACAACAGCUGCUGCAGAGACAGCAGAUGAAUUCAAUCACUUCCUUCCUCGAUGCUUCUACUGUCUAUGGACACUCUAUUGAAUUACAGAAAAUGCUCAGGAACUUCUCAAGCUCUGAGGGCUUGCUCACAGUUAACCGUGAGCACACUGAUACAGCAGGUCGUGCUUACCUGCCGUUUGUCAAUAACCCUACGUCUGCAUGCUUUCAAGAGCCAGGUACAGGCCUGAGAAAACGCCUGGAGUGUUUUCUUGCUGGAGAUAGCAGGGUGAAUGAGAUUCUGCCUCUGAUUGCUCUUCACACAGUUUGGGUGAGAGAGCACAAUCGCAUUGCCACACAACUGAAACAACUGAACACCCACUGGAGUGCCAACACGAUCUAUCAAGAGAGCCGGAAAAUCGUCGGAGCUUUGCAUCAGAUCAUCACCAUGAGAGAUUAUAUUCCAAAAAUCAUAGGAGAAGAAACAUUUAAUCAAACCAUUGGACCUUAUGAUGGUUAUGAUGAUGCGAUAAAUCCUUCCAUCUCCAAUGUUUUCGCCACCGCUGCAUUCCGCUUCGGCCAUGCCACCAUCUCGACACACAUCAGAAGACUGAACGAGAGUUUCCAGGAGCAUGAUACCUUUCCUUCCUUAAAACUACAUCAAACCUUCUUCAGUCCAUGGCGAAUAAUCAAAGAAGGAGGACUGGAUCCAAUAUUACGAGGUCUCAUAAGUCAACCAGCUGCCAGACAAAACCAACAUCAUCUGAUGAAUGAGGAGCUGAAGGAGAAACUCAUGGUGCUCACUAUUCCAGAGGCACUUGAUCUGGCAGCUCUAAACCUCCAAAGAGGACGAGAUCACGGCCUGCCAGGUUACAAUGACUGGAGGGUGUUUUGUGGAUAUGACAGAGUGCAAAGCAAAGCAGAUCUGAAGGAUGUGAUACAUGACAGGGCUUUGGUGGAAAAGAUAAUGGAUCUGUAUGGGCAUCCUGAUAAUAUUGAUGUGUGGCUGGCAGGUCUGCUGGAGGAUUCAGUACCUGGCACGAGGACAGGCCCUCUAUUUGCAUGCUUGAUCGGAAAACAGAUGAAGAUGCUCAGAGAAGGUGACAGAUUCUGGUGGGAAAAGCCGGGUGUGUUUUCCCAGCAGCAGAGACAAGAGCUACAGAGACAUUCACUGUCUCGAGUCUUAUGUGACAACAGUGGGCUGACAGAGGUUCCCAUUGAUCCCUUCAGUGCAGGAAAGUACCCUGAACACUUUCGCUCAUGCACCACCAUACCUUCAAUGGACCUGGAUGUAUGGAAGGAGGACCCAGAAAAAUGAAGUACAUGUUAACUGAGAAAUUACAGCACUAUAAGUAUAUAAAGUAUCCUCUCUAUACUAGA